CUCGCUGGCAUGUCCAUGGAAAAUAUGCCUCAAACUCUCUACAUUCUAGUCCUAGUUACAAAAACAAAACAAAAAAUACAUUAGCAGUGCUUUAGUUCACAGAUUUUCAUAUUUCAGGUCCUGUCUUGCUGUGAGUGAUUGGCAGUUUAUACUUGUUUGAGCAUAUCAAGAAGAACCUUAGAUUUGAGGUUGCAAUCUUUAUAUUUUACUUCCAUUCUUUAUUUAUUAGCAUGUGUCUUCCUUCUAGUUAAAGUAAAGCUACUAAUGUACAUUCUUACUCUUAAUUUCUAAUUCUACAAUCUUGGGUUUGGUAUUUUUUUACCAAGCUUUUGUUUGAGGGGUGAUUGAGCUUGACGGCAUUGCAGCACUUUGGUUCUUUGUUUGCAUGUCCAAAUCAUAUGGGGUAUAGAAUUUGACGGAAGGGACAUGGACAUUGGAGUGUUUGAUCUUCUGGGUUUGCUUCAUUAUUGAUGAUUUUCGCAAGUAAUUCUAUAUAUAUAACACUCAGAUAUUGUUAUCACACCCACAAUAAAAGCUCUUGGUAUCCAUUCCUUUAUUCUAGUAUAUCUCUUCUCCUCCAAGAAUUUCUAUCUGUUUCCUCUCUCUCUCUCUCUCUCUCUUCUUGAAUUGAUGAAAAUUAAAGGUUUUGAUUGCCUGGAAUAACAACUUGCUGGUUUCCUAAGUAGUAGUGAAACUUUGUACAGGAAGCAGGUUGUCUUAUUGAGUUCUGUCUUCUUCUGAGAUCAUCUUUCGCUUGCUGCUGAAGAAGGGACCUUUUGGGGCUUCUCAUGCAUUGAAUGGGAAGCUUACGUUGGUGAAGAAGUGAAGAAGUCAGGUCUAUCUGAUUCAACUAUAUUUAAAAAGCAAUUUGAUGAACACAUAAUCAAGAAGAAAAUCAAAAGGAUUAGUCAUGAAGUUCAUGAAACUCGGAUCCCGGCCGGACACGUUCUACACUGCUCAGGCUGUCAGGUCUGUCUCCUCUGAAGUUUCCAGUGACCUUAUAGUUCAAGUGAAAGGGAGUAGAUAUUUGCUUCACAAGUUUCCUCUGCUUUCCAAGUGUUUGCGCCUACAGAGACUGUGCUCUGAAUCCCCUGAAACCUCACAACACCAUAUAGUCCAACUCCCUGAUUUUCCUGGUGGGGUUGAGGCAUUUGAACUUUGCGCAAAGUUCUGUUAUGGUAUUACAAUCACUCUUAGUGCCUUCAACAUAGUUGCUGUGAGAUGUGCUGCGGAAUACCUGCAGAUGACAGAGGAUGUAGAGAAGGGAAACCUAACAUACAAGCUUGAAGUUUUCUUCAAUUCCUGCAUACUUCAUGGGUGGAAAGAUUCUAUUGUCACUCUACAGAGCACCAAAGAAUUUCCUUCGUGGUCAGAAGACCUUGGAAUAACAAGCAGAUGCAUUGAAGCGAUUGCCUCUAAAGUCCUAACUCAUCCAUCAAAGGUGAGUUUGUCGCACAUUUACUCUAGAAGGGAAAGAGAUGAUGAGUCUUGUAACGGAGCAGAGAGCCAGAGACAUAAACCGCCAAGCAAAGGGUGGUGGGCUGAAGAUAUGGCAGAAUUAGGCAUAGACCUAUAUUGGAGAACCAUGAUAGCAGUCAAGUCCGGUGGAAAGAUGCCAUCUAGUCUCAUAGGGGAGGCCUUGAAAAUUUACGCAGCUCGAUGGCUACCUAACAUAUCAAGAGAAAGAAAUGUUAAUAAGCAAGUAGCAUCUGACUCGGAUUCAGACUCAACCAAUGAGAUAACUUCAAAGCAUAGGGUGCUUCUAGAAUCAAUAGUAAGCUUACUCCCAGCUGAGAAAGGUGCUGUAUCUUGCAGUUUCCUUCUCAAACUUUUGAAAGCAGCCAAUAUUCUUAAUGCCUCCUCAUCUUCAAAGAUGGAAUUGGCCAGAAGAGUGGCACUUCAAAUGGAGGAAGCAACAGUUAGGGAUCUGUUAAUACCCUCUAUCUCAUAUGCAAACAGUACAGUGUAUGAUGUAGACUUAGUCAUCACCAUAUUGGAGCAGUUCAUGUUACAAGGGCAGAGUCCUCCCACUAGCCCUCCGAGAUCCAAGCUGGGGUUUGAAAGGAGAAGGUCGCGGUCUGCAGAGAAUAUUGUCUUGGCGUUUCAAGAGAGCAGGAGGUCUUCUUCAGCAUCACAUAGCUCAAAGUUGAAGGUGGCAAAGCUUGUGGAUGGCUAUCUUCAAGAGAUUGCCCGAGAUAUGAAUUUGCCUCUUUCAAAAUUCAUCGCACUUGCUGAGGCCAUUCCAGAUUUCUCAAGGCUUGAUCAUGAUGAUCUCUACAGGGCCAUUGACAUUUAUCUCAAGGCACAUCCAGACCUAAACAAGAGUGAAAGAAAACGACUGUGCAGAACCCUAGACUGCAAGAAACUAUCUGUUGAAGCCUGCAUGCAUGCCGCACAGAAUGAGUUACUCCCACUGAGGGUGGUGGUACAAGUUCUCUUUUUUGAGCAAGCUAGAGCAGCCAUGGGUAGUGGCAAAGUCACCGAGCUGCCUAGCAACAUCAAAGCACUACUUGCUGCACACAAUAUCGAUCCUUCAAGGCCAACAACUGCAUUAAGCACGACUACUAGCAUUCCAGCAGAUGACCAAUGGAGUGUUUCAGGCCUUAGAUCACCAAAAUCUAAGGUUUCAACACUAAGGAUGAAAUUGGCUGAAGAUGAUUUAGAUGAAAGUGAUCUGCAAUCAGAAGGGCUCAGGAGAACUUCAAAGUUCAAGUCUUUCUGUGCUCUUCCUACACGACCAAAAAGGAUGUUCAGUAAGUUCUUGUCCAUCAAUAGAAAUUCCAGUGAAAAAAACUAGGUGAAUUUUGUUAACUUCCAGAAGCAGAUGGUAAUUUAAAGUGUAACAUAUACACUGUCUUUUUUCUUUUUUUUCUUCUUUUGAAAUGCCUUGUAAUGUUUAGCUGAGAAGGGAAAAAAAUUCUAAUGUGCAUUGGUAUGUAAUUUCAUAUAAUAAGAAAGAAAAUUUUGAGGACA
Molecule: messenger RNA, 2973 nt
Organism: Populus trichocarpa (black cottonwood)
Lineage: Eukaryota; Viridiplantae; Streptophyta; Magnoliopsida; Malpighiales; Salicaceae
Product: BTB/POZ domain-containing protein At1g67900
Exons: 4
Coding region: 911-2797 (628 amino acids)
Source: RefSeq, a predicted model, not a curated record